UACUUCCGUCUCCCCAUCAAAAGACAGACUAGGGUUUUUCAUCAGCUUUUCUCUCUUAAAAUGGCCGAUGAUGACUUUGAUAUGGACGCCGGAGGAUACGACGACGAGCCAGUCGAGCCCGAACUCGAUGAAGGGGCUGAGGAAGAUAUUGAUGCAGAUAACAAGGAAGAAGAUGUUCCAGAUCCACUUGUAGGUGAUAAUGAAGAUAAGGAAGAACCGGAAGCUGUAGAAAAACCUAGGAAGACUAUAAAAUAUAUGACCAAAUAUGAAAGGGCUAGAAUUCUGGGUACUCGUGCCCUGCAAAUUAGCAUGAAUGCUCCAGUGAUGGUUGAGUUGGAGGGUGAAACUGACCCCCUUGAGAUUGCCAUGAAGGAGCUUAGACAGCGGAAGAUCCCCUUCACCAUUCGUCGGUACCUGCCUGAUGGAAGUUACGAGGACUGGGGAGUCGAUGAGUUAAUUGUGGAGGAUUCUUGGAAGCGACAGGUUGGUGGAGACUAGUUUCUUUGAUCACUUGCGCUGAUCCAAACACUCUGAAUGUUGUCUAGUUUAUGGAUAUCUUGAUACAAAUGAUGGAUUUGAAUUGUUCAACUUGUUGAUGAUGAUUUGAAUUCUGAUAUGCAGCAAUUUGUGAAGAUGAUAGUUGUGUCAUGUUAUUUGUUUUUC
Messenger RNA from Cynara cardunculus var. scolymus (artichoke), 663 nucleotides. RefSeq names its product DNA-directed RNA polymerases II and V subunit 6B-like. The record is from RefSeq and is a predicted model, not a curated record. Gene Ontology annotation, molecular function: DNA binding; DNA-directed RNA polymerase activity. The transcript has 6 exons. Gene Ontology annotation, cellular component: RNA polymerase I complex; RNA polymerase III complex; RNA polymerase II, core complex. The coding region runs from base 61 to 498 and encodes 145 amino acids. Gene Ontology annotation, biological process: DNA-templated transcription. Lineage: Eukaryota; Viridiplantae; Streptophyta; Magnoliopsida; Asterales; Asteraceae.